CUAUGGUUGGAAGAGGUUCGCCAAAACUCAGUAUGAUUCCAAAGGGAACUCCUAAGUUUGGUAGGAUGCUAUCUGCGACAAGUACUAGGAUGAAGAGAGUCUCUCCAAAAGGCAACCAAGUUAAACAGAGAGCAAUUUGGAACGUGGAGUUGGAGAAGUCACUUGUUGAAAUCCUUUUCGAGCACAAAGACUAUAGAGGAGAUAAUGGCUGGAACACUGAAUCAUGGAAUAGAAUGGUGAAGGAAUUCCACGCACGGAACAAGUGUGUAUCAUUCACCAAAAGUCAAGUUCAAGAGAAGGAGGGUCAACUGAAAAGAGAUUACAAGAUGUUGAAAGCGGCUAGGCAACAAAGUGGGUCUUCUUGGAACGAGAAGAGAUGCAUGGUCGAGGGAUCGCCGGCUAUGUGGGAAAACUUGCAAAUGACAUUCCCAAAGAUCAAAAAGUUCCGCAACAACAAGGCCAACUUUCCCUUGUAUGAUGCACUUGGUGAGCUAUAUGAUGGCCAACUUGCUGAGGGAAAACACAACUGCACCUCCCUUGAUUCAAUGGAAGAUGAGAAACCCCUGAGGCCAGUACAAGAAUUGGACGAUGAUAGUCAACAGCAAGAUGAUCUUGUGCUGCUCGAAGACCAAAGAAACUCAAGAGAGGAAGAAAGUGAUGUUGUGCUGCUUGAAGACCAAAGAAACCCGAGAGAGAAAGAAACUGAUGUGCUGUUUGAAGACCAAAGAAACACGAGAGAGAAGGAAACUCAAGCUGAGGAUUCAAGAAUUAUGACUGAAGAGCAAAAAAGACGGGGUUUAAUAGCAAAGAGGAGACAAGAAAAAAGAAGAUAAGAAGACUAGUAAGAAUUCAAGAGUGGAGAACAUGAUGGAUCGAUACCUUGAGAUGAGGACUAAGCAACACGAGGAAGAAGCUGUCAAGAAGUGUGUAUCUAUGUUGAGCUCAAUGGAUGUUACCAAACAAGAGAAGGCAAAGGCUUUUGCUGUUUUUAAGACCCUAGCAAAUAGAGAAAUCUUUUUGUGUGCCUGCGAAGAUGACUUAGAGUCUGCUUUAAUGUGGCUGAGAAAUGAAAUGGCCUAGCAUCACCAAAGUUUGGAUAAAGCAUGCGGAGAAGGGAAAGAACCCAUGGAGUUGCACACAAUGGAGGAGCUAUCUCAACAUUCGAAUCUGAAUAUUAUGGUCGUUGAUCAUGUCAGUUUGGCACUUGUGACAAACUGUUGAUUUGCUGUUAAGGGUCUUCUAUGUCCAGCCCUUUUGGAACUUGAAAGAGUGUUGUCUGUCCUUUGGCACUUGAAACUGUUAAUUUCCUAUGCUAUUAAGUCCCUUGGGCACUUGUGACAAACUGUAUAUUGGUGCUAGCUGUUUUUAUUCCAGCUCAAACCAAAUGCACUUUUUUUGAACAGCUGGAUUAAG
This is a messenger RNA of Oryza brachyantha (malo sina), 1413 nucleotides long. RefSeq lists its product as uncharacterized. The record is from RefSeq and is a predicted model, not a curated record. Lineage: Eukaryota; Viridiplantae; Streptophyta; Magnoliopsida; Poales; Poaceae. The transcript has 5 exons. The coding region runs from base 3 to 833 and encodes 276 amino acids.